Messenger RNA from Globicephala melas (long-finned pilot whale), 2569 nucleotides. It is a transcript of the gene FUT9, whose product is annotated as fucosyltransferase 9. The record is from RefSeq and is a predicted model, not a curated record. Lineage: Eukaryota; Metazoa; Chordata; Mammalia; Artiodactyla; Delphinidae. Gene Ontology annotation, cellular component: membrane. Gene Ontology annotation, molecular function: alpha-(1->3)-fucosyltransferase activity.
CUGUCGCCGCCUCGGCGUCCCCCGGCUCCAGUCCCUCUUCUAGGACAGCGCCGCCGCCACCGCUCGGCCCUGCCCGCCGCCUGCGCCGCGCAGCCCUCACGCGCUCCCGGAUGGCGCCUUCCUCCCCGGACCGGUUUAUAAUGUAAUAAUUCAAGAAUUUUAUCAUACCGUGGAGUAGCUUAACAACUGUCUAUGUGCUUCCCAUGAUAUGUUCUCUACAUUGAAAAAUUAUGACCUCGGCAUCCAAAGGAAUUCUCCGCCCAUUUUUAAUCGUCUGCAUUAUCCUGGGCUGCUUCAUGGCAUGUCUGCUCAUUUACAUCAAGCCCACCAACAGCUGGAUCUUCAAUCCGAUGGAGUCAGCCAGCACUGUGCUGAAAAUGAAAAAUUUCUUCUCCACCAAAACUGAUUAUUUUAACGAAACUACGAUUCUGAUUUGGGUGUGGCCAUUUGGGCAGACCUUUGACCUUACAUCUUGCCAAGCAAUGUUCAACAUCCAAGGAUGCCAUCUCACGACGGACCGGUCCCUGUACAACAAAUCGCACGCGGUUCUGAUCCACCACCGAGACAUCAGUUGGGAUCUGACUAAUUUACCUCAGCAGGCGAGGCCACCCUUCCAGAAAUGGAUUUGGAUGAAUUUGGAAUCACCAACUCACACACCCCAGAAGAGCGGCAUUGAGCAUCUGUUCAACCUGACUCUGACUUAUCGCCGCGACUCAGAUAUCCAAGUGCCUUAUGGCUUCUUGACGGUGAGCACAAACCCCUUCGUGUUUGAAGUGCCAAGCAAAGAGAAGUUAGUGUGCUGGGUUGUAAGUAACUGGAACCCUGAGCAUGCCAGGGUCAAGUAUUACAAUGAGCUAAGCAAAAGCAUUGAAAUCCAUACCUAUGGGCAAGCAUUUGGAGAGUAUGUGAAUGAUAAAAAUUUGAUUCCUACCAUAUCUACUUGCAAAUUUUAUCUUUCCUUUGAAAACUCAAUCCACAAAGAUUACAUCACAGAAAAGCUCUACAAUGCUUUUCUGGCUGGCUCUGUGCCUGUUGUUUUGGGGCCAUCUAGGGAAAACUAUGAGAAUUAUAUUCCAGCAGAUUCAUUCAUUCAUGUGGAAGAUUAUAACUCUCCCAGUGAGCUAGCAAAGUAUCUGAAGGAAGUAGAUAAAAACAAUAAAUUAUACCUUAGUUACUUUAACUGGAGGAAAGAUUUCACAGUAAAUCUUCCACGAUUUUGGGAAUCACAUGCAUGCUUGGCUUGUGACCAUGUGAAAAGACAUCAAGAAUAUAAAUCUGUUGGUAAUUUAGAGAAAUGGUUUUGGAAUUAAAGUUUUCCAUCAUUUGCACACUUGGCAAAUUAUUUUGAUGAGAUAUUAUUGAGGUUUUGAAGAUGAGAAGAGAAUCAUUCAGCUUUUGUGUCAUAAUUUAUUUGUAUCACUCUCUCUUGGGUGACAUAUAUAUUUUGAUGGAGAUUUUUGAGAGCGCAGCCUCAGCAAUCACUCCACUUGUUUUAAAUUAUCUUAUAUAUACCUAAUUAUGUGCACUGAAAAAUAAUUUAUUCUUCUCUAUCAUUUGUAAACAUUAUUUUUUUCAUAUUUUUGUAGUUGUCUGUAAUGUAACUUUGUGAUUCGAUUGUUGUUCCUACACUGAUCAGUUGUUUAAUCCAUUUGGUAAAUGAAGAUGCACAUCUUCAAAUAUGAAAUAUUUUCAUUAAAUAUUAUCAUCUCUAGUUCCAAGUUGGCAUAAUGUAACAAAGGAAAAGCAUUUGUAAUAGAAUUCUAACCUCUUUGACUUCGAAGUUGAACAGUGUAUAACUGUCUUUAUUUGAUCUAUUUUUUACCUGUUUACCACAUUUGUGAAUGCCACAUUUGUGAAUUAUUCACUUAGUGAAUAAGCCAGAUAGUGGAGCAGAACUAUUCUAUUCGGGAAGCUAUUAGGCUUUCCAUUUAUUUUCAUUAAGUUGACUUGCACAUGCAGCCACUUGUUCUCAUGAUCUUAAGUUAAAUUAUGAUGUAUUUUUAAAUAUCCAAUUUGUUGGGAUUUUUAGUACCUGGGAAAUAAUACUAGUAACACUUAAGAAAAUCUAAGAUAGUUUUCUUCCUGAUCUUAACACUCCUUUUUAUAAUGAAACAAAUAAUCUUAUCAAGUGACAAGGGAAAAUGUUAUGUAUAGAUACAAGUCAUAUUUAUAAUUGGCACAUUUAUGCAUCAAUAUAAUUUUUAAUAACAUAUCAAUUUAAAAUAUUUUUUCCAAAGGUCCAAUGUCUAAAACUAUUUCAUUUCAUCAUAUGAACAUAAUAUGUGAGAUGUUUGUCCUAUCAUUUAAAAGAACCUAAAUAAAAUUAUUAUCAAGGUGUUAAGUAUAAGAUGUUAAACAUAAUAAAAUGGCGAUCUGUAGGGAACACAGAGUGAUAUCUCAAUGCAUAUUUGUUGAAUUAAUAAAUGAAUGACAUUGAAAGUCAUCAGAAAAUUUUUGUUUGUUCCAAAAAAGUGACAGUUCUAUCCUAGAGGUACUAACUGGAGAUGAUGUUUUAUAUUCCAUUUUUGUAAUUAUUCAUAUGUGGCACAUGUGACCAUGGCCCUCAGGG